Molecule: messenger RNA, 606 nt
Organism: Nematolebias whitei (Rio pearlfish)
Lineage: Eukaryota; Metazoa; Chordata; Actinopteri; Cyprinodontiformes; Rivulidae
Gene: cabp1a
Product: calcium binding protein 1a
Source: RefSeq, a predicted model, not a curated record
UAUGUUGGAGUCUUUUGUUCUACCGCACACGUCACGGCAGCAGAGCCAAGCUGCAGGUGACGCGCUGUGCGGAGCCGCAGCUGCUGCUCGUGCCUCCUCUGUCCGGCUGCGGGACUCUCUGUGACCGCAUCAGCCCCGCACAUCUCCUGCUUCACCACCGGAGGGAACAUGAUGUCGACGACAGCCGAUCCGCCGCAAUGAGCGCCUCCUUCCCCAAAUCUGAAUCCACCACCUCCUUGUUGAAAUCCUCCGCGGCGGCGAGGAGACCUCCGCGCCUCCCUGAGCCCGCCUCAGGGGUCCGGAGGGGUCCGCAUCCCCACCAGCACCACCACCGUCCCGCCGCGCUGCAGACCACCAGUAAACCUGGCGAGGCUUCCUGGUCGGCUGAGGGCGACGUCAGUGCGCGGAGACCCCUGUGCCACCCCUCCCUCGUCGGGAGUCCGGAGAACAUCGCAGCCACCCGGGGCAAGUCCAAGUCCCAGCACCGCGUCCCCCCCUGCCCAGUCCCCGGUCCGCCUGCGUGCAACGGAGAGGCAGGCCGAGGAGGCGCGAGCGAGCGCUGCAGGACAUCCAAACCCACGCACCACCACCACCACCACCACCACC